AUGGCCGCCAGGGAUUUGGCAGUAGGAAUGGUCUUCUUAUUACAGACUACAUUUGGAAUCCUGGGGAAUUGCUUUCUUCUUUGCCAUUAUCUCUUCCUUUAUUUCACUGGGUGUAGGAUAAGGUCCACAGAUUUGAUUAUCAAGAACCUGAUUGUAGCCAACUUAUUGGUCCUGUUCUCUAGUGGAAUCCAUUAUACAUUGUCAUCUUUUGGGUGGUAUCAACUCUUCAGUGACUUUGGAUGCAGAUUUUUUCCCUAUGUUCGUGCAGUGGGCAGGGGGGUGUCCAUUGGGACCACCUGCCUCUUGAGUAUCUUCCAGGCCAUCAUCAUCAGCCCCAGGAACUCCAGGUGGGCAGAGAUUAAAGUGAUAGCUCUCAAGUACAUUGUCCCUUCAAUUUUCCUGUGCUGGAUCCUGCAAAUAUUGAUAAAUAUAAUUUAUCCUACAUUUAUGAGUAGCUACAGGAGCCACAAAAACAUCACAAACAGAAAAAGUUUUGGAUACUGUUCUGCUGUUCGUCAUGACGAAACCAGAGACUCAUUAUAUGCGGCAUUGCUAUCAUUCCCUGACCUUUUCUGUUUGGGACUCAUGUUUCUGGCCAGUGACACCAUAGUUUUCAUGUUGUGCAGGCACAAGCAGAGAGUGAAACACCUUCAUAAGACCAAUGUCUCCCUCAGAACCUCCCCUGAGUCCAGAGCUACCAAAACCGUCCUUCUCCUGGUGAGCACCUUUGUCUUUUUUAACACCCUUUCUUCCAUUUUUCAUGCACUUUUGGCUCUUUUUAAUAAUCCCAACUGGUUCCUCUUGAAUGCUGACUCAGUAAGCACUCUGUCUUUCCCAAGUCUCAGUCCCUUUCUGCUCAUGAGCCGUGAAUGCAGUGUAUCCAGGCUGUGCUUUGCCUGGAUAAAAAAUACAAAAUCUCCUAAUCAAAUGAGAAAUAUGUAA
Messenger RNA from Equus caballus (horse), 942 nucleotides. It is a transcript of the gene EQUCABV1R930, whose product is annotated as vomeronasal 1 receptor equCabV1R930. Gene Ontology annotation, cellular component: membrane. Gene Ontology annotation, biological process: G protein-coupled receptor signaling pathway. Gene Ontology annotation, molecular function: pheromone receptor activity. The record is from RefSeq and is marked provisional. NCBI's taxonomy places the organism in Eukaryota, Metazoa, Chordata, Mammalia, Perissodactyla, Equidae.